AUGACUUCUGUGGAUACCUUCCAGACGAGUUGUUUCCACAGCUGGUUACAGAGUUUAUCUACAGGUUUCAAGACGAAGAAGGAAAUGAACAACCAAAGCUGGCACGUGAUCAUGCAGAACUUUACUUCGAUCAACAUCAUCGUGUAAUAAUGUCUGCAAUUACUUUUGGACUAAACCGACUGCUGAGGACAACUAUUCUUAGAAGGAAGCGAGACGACGUAGCACAGAAAGACCUCGAACCAUUACCAGAAGCCUGUAAAACGGUUUUGGAGUUUCUUGAGGAGUCAUUCGAGGUCUCCCAACAGGGUGGCAGGAGGGGGUUUCAAUUCCAACGAUGUAUACCUUGCAGCAUUUGCAGCAAGAAUUCACCAAAGAAACACAUACAAUGGCUGGGGAACUUUGAAAAGGAAUGCCUUCCAUGCAAAGAUGAUGCAAUGUGUGUCGUACGCUAUAAACGACUAUUUGCAGGUACUGUGGAUUCAGGUGAACAACUCUCAGAAGACAUGUCACAUACUGAAG
Messenger RNA from Anneissia japonica, 519 nucleotides. RefSeq lists its product as uncharacterized. NCBI's taxonomy places the organism in Eukaryota, Metazoa, Echinodermata, Crinoidea, Comatulida, Comatulidae. The annotation marks the transcript as partial. The transcript is spliced from 4 exons. The record is from RefSeq and is a predicted model, not a curated record.